Molecule: messenger RNA, 1572 nt
Organism: Cryptococcus deneoformans JEC21
Lineage: Eukaryota; Fungi; Basidiomycota; Tremellomycetes; Tremellales; Cryptococcaceae
Product: carnitine/acyl carnitine carrier, putative
Exons: 13
Coding region: 220-1284 (354 amino acids)
Biological process (GO): transmembrane transport
Molecular function (GO): transmembrane transporter activity
Source: RefSeq, a predicted model, not a curated record
AAUGCCCACCGGCUGUCAGCCAAACCAAACACGUCAAAAAGAAACAACCGACGCGAACGCUGUUCUACGAGUCGCCGACCCGCAGAUUCGUUGAUCCGCGCGGAAACAACUAUCACCAUAUGGACUGUACACCAUCCGAGACACAUCAGAGGACGAUUGGCGCCAAAUAUCAGCUUCAGUAGCGUUUAAGGAAAACAAGUAACAUCGAUACGAGGCCAUAUGAGCGACAGAAAUGACGGGUCAUCCAAGCGGGCCUUGCCUGGCAACUCGGCCAGUAGUAGUAGCAUCACGACAGGCGGUGGGAAAGGGAACGGUAAAAGGGAUAUCGAUGGUAAUGGAAACAUAUCUCCCGCCGUCGACUUUACAGCUGGUAUCAUUGCUGGCGCUACUGGAUUGAUAGUUGGUCAGCCGUUUGAUGUAGUCAAGGUGCGAUAUCAAACACCACAAUACAUGGGCCGAUAUGGAUCAACUUUCAGUGCCUUAGGUGCUAUUGUGAAAGAAGAAAAAAUCGGGGGCCUUUUCAAAGGUGUAACUUCGCCAAUGGCUGGUAUAGCAUUUAUCAACGGGAUAGUUUUUACAUCUUACUCCUUUUUUAUGAAGCUUCAAUUGCCAGACGAUUCAGCAGAAGAGCCUACGUUGGGGCAGAUAUUCCUUGCCGGGACGGGAAGUGGAGUUGUGGCCUCGGUAUUAACGUGUCCCACCGAACUCAUUAAGAUCCGGCAACAAUCAGCCCCACCUCAUCUUAACCUGACCACUUUUGGAGUAUUCAAAUCUAUCAUUCGAGCAGACGGACUAAAAGGCAUCUUCCGAGGCUUUUCAGCAACGGCCUUAAGGGACAUCGCGUAUGGUCCCUAUUUUUGCGCGUAUGAGGCAACCUUACGCUUCUUUAAGUGGAUGAAAAAACCGCCUCUUCCUCCUUCCCACCACAACUCCGGCCAUGGGCGCCAUACUCUCAUUGAUGAGGCUGAGUUGGAACGCCACAGUGGAUUGAGAUGGCCAGAGUUGAUGCUGGCUGGUGGAAUUGCUGGUGUGCUUGCAUGGAUGGUGACAUUCCCAGUUGACGUUUUUAAGACUCGCAUGCAGAGUACCACAUGGCCCGAUUCAACAUCAGAUUUUAUUGCAAAGCCACGACUUCUGUCCUUCAGACAAGUUGCUGGGGAUGCUCUGAGAAAGGAAGGCUGGAGAGUAAUGUUUGCAGGUUUGGGUCCCACAUUAAUAAGGGCGGUACCUACCAAUAUGGUUAUAUUUUUAACUUUUGAAGGCUGCGUCGCGGCUCUAUCAUGAUCGGAAUCAUGAUCAGAUACGUUAUUCGGAGAGAGGGAUUCGACCUCUGCGGAAAGUUCAGCUGGAGGGAAAAGAAGAACUCGGCGCAGGGAUGCAGAUCAUUCACUACUUGCUGAUGUAUAGAUGGCAUAAUAGUAGAGAACAAUAGCAGGCAAUAUAGCUGCAUAAUGCGCAUAGUCGUACCCUGCAUUUUCAUCGCUUCUUGAUAGUAGUAGAUACCAACACAAUAGAAACCCGCACAAUUCUACGGGAUGGGACCAUGAAAUAAUGGAGGAUGCAGCAUUUCGC